Molecule: messenger RNA, 627 nt
Organism: Zygotorulaspora mrakii
Lineage: Eukaryota; Fungi; Ascomycota; Saccharomycetes; Saccharomycetales; Saccharomycetaceae
Gene: MDY2
Product: Mdy2p
Exons: 1
Coding region: 1-627 (208 amino acids)
Molecular function (GO): protein binding
Source: RefSeq, a predicted model, not a curated record
AUGUCUUCCCCCGAAUAUGAAUUUGUAUCUAAAUUCCUGACAUUGGUCAGUAUUUCAGAGCCUGUAUUAACUGCCGAUUACAAGUUGCCAUUGCAACAUGUCACAAAACUCGGUGUUGCAUUACCAGCUUUAAAAUACAGAUAUGACUUCAAAAAGUCCAGAAACAGUUCAAGAAAUAAUGAUGCGUCCGGUGGCCCAGCCAUUGCAUUGAAUUUGAAGAGUAUUAGAGCCCCAAAGUUCUCAAUUGAUCAGCAAUUUGCCGGCAAUGAUACAGUUUAUCAAGUUAAAGAAUACUUAGUCAAAGAAGGUAAGGCCCAACAAAUACAACAAUUUAAGCUACUUGUGAAAGGCAAAGUUCUUCAUGACAGUGAAUUAGUCUCUGACGUAGCAAGCGGUGGAACUAAUAUUGUCGUCAUGAUCUCCAAACCUAUUGUCGACGAGGGCAGCCCUAGCUCUGUUUCUUCAUCAUCCCUAGGAGAAAAGGUAGCAACAACUGAACCGAUAGACAUUGACGCCGAAAUUCCCUGGAAUGAUAUUCAGUCUGCGCUUAAGUCUAGUUUAAAUAGUGAGGAAGCCGUUGCUCAAGCUAUGGAUCGUCUGAAAAGGGGAUACGAGUUAGCCAAGUAA